UUUUUCUCGCCAGCCGUAAAGACGCACGGUAUUCUGGGACUUGUAGUCUGGCCAGCCCUUGGACGCCCCCUCAGAUGAAUGGGGCCGGGGAUGACUGAGAACUACAGCUCUUGGGCUGGCCGCGUCGGUGGCAGCCGCGGAAGAAGAGUGGACGAAGACAGCUCUCCGGCAACGAACAGCGGGCGGUGGUGAUGUUCAGUGAGGACUUCCCAGGGUAGCGAUCUGGAAGGGCGCUCAGCGCGCUCGCACCCUGUGCUCCUGCCCCGGCCAUGCGCCCGGCCUUCGCGGUGGGCCUGGUGUUCGCAGGCUGCUGCAGUAAUGUGAUCUUCCUAGAGCUGCUGGCCCGGAAGCACCCAGGAUGUGGGAACAUCGUGACGUUUGCACAGUUCUUAUUUAUUGCGGUGGAAGGCUUCCUUUUUGAAGCUAACUUGGGAAGGAAGCCACCAGCUAUCCCACUAAGGUACUAUGCCAUCAUGGUAACAAUGUUCUUUACCGUCAGUGUGAUGAACAACUAUGCCCUGAAUCUGAACAUCGCCAUGCCCCUGCAUAUGAUAUUCAGAUCAGGCUCUCUGAUUGCCAACAUGAUUCUAGGAAUUAUCAUUUUGAAGAAAAGAUACAGUAUGUUCAAGUAUAUCUCCAUUGCCCUGGUGUCUGCAGGGAUAUUUAUUUGCACUUUCAUGUCAGCAAAGCAGGUGACUUCCCAGUCCAGCUUGAGUGAGAAGGAUGGAUUCCAGGCAUUCGCAUGGUGGUUACUAGGCAUUGGGGCACUGACCUUUGCCCUGCUGAUGUCAGCAAGGAUGGGUAUAUUCCAAGAGACUCUAUACAAGCAGUUUGGGAAACACUCCAAGGAAGCAUUAUUUUAUAAUCACGCCCUUCCACUUCCUGGUUUCAUCUUCCUGGCUUCUGAUAUUUAUGAUCAUGUUGUUCUGUUCAAUAAGUCUGAACUCUAUCAGCUUCCUGUCAUCAGUGUGGCUAUGCCCAUCAUGUGGGUCUACCUCCUCAUGAACGUUGUGACUCAAUACGUGUGCAUCCGGGGUGUGUUCAUCCUCACCACAGAGUGCACCUCCCUCACCGUCACGCUGGUUGUGACCCUGCGCAAGUUUGUGAGCCUCAUCUUCUCGAUCUUGUACUUCCAGAACCCGUUCACUCUGUGGCACUGUCUGGGCACCUUGUUUGUCUUCAUUGGGACCUUAAUGUACACAGAGGUGUGGAAAAACCUAGGGACCACGAAAAGUCAUCUGCAAAGGGAAGACAAGAAGGACUGAGGUCUGCCCGGGACAGAUAGCAGUGUCACGUGACAGAGGCCCCUGGCGCAGGUCUGGUCAUCAUUUCACUUCGGCUACUGCGAAAUUACCACAGUAUUGAACCCAGCGGGCCCCAGGGCACCUCUGAAGGAUGGGACUCACGUGCUCUUUCCAGACAGCAUUUGUAGACUCCGUGUAGGCAUCCCUGAGAUAGAAUAAACAACACAAGCAAGGCUACCAGGCAGACUAUUGGCUAGCCUCUGCAUUUGCUUUCCUGUCUCUAUGCCAGGACAUCAGAGUCACACGUGUGCGACCCCAGGUCCUCAGAGCUACUAGUUUUCUGCCCAUGCAUGGUUCCAGAUCAGGCCAUGCCCUUGUUGCUACUGAUGGUUUAUGUGUUGUGACCGCCAUCACCCUUCUGUGGCUAUGUACCACUUCUCUCCUACCACCCCUCCACACUUGAGCACUUUGGGGUACAUCCGAUGUUGCAGGCACAAUCAGGCACUGAACGACCCGGUGGACAUGUGAAAAAUUAGACCCCAGGGAUGCUGCUGCUGAACUCCCGCCAGUGUGUCGGGAAAGAGGCAGCCCCGGUGAUGCUGGAGCAGACAUGGGGACCCUCCCCCCCCACAUUUCACUUAUUUUUUUAAUCAGCACAAGGAUCACACGCCUCCUCACCUGCGACUUUCUGGGCUUAGAGCAGUCCUGCAGCGCUCGUGGCACAUUAGAAAGGAAGAAAGGCUGUGAGUGGAUUGAGACAAGGGAGACCUCCAUCCAUCUCCCUGGUGAAGCUCCUUAGCCUGUUACAGGCAUGGGGAUGGAAGUGUGGCCCGGCACAGCUCACUCCGCCGGCACCCUGAGAAGACAGCUGCCCCCCCUCCCACGAAGCCAGUCAUGCAGUCAUUUGGUUUCAGAUGUGCCCAGUAAUCCUGACGCUCUGAGAGUUGUCACCUGUCAAGUCACUGAUGAGUAGAUUGAUACAUAGGUGUGAACGUGAUAUAUAAAUCAGGUCAAAUCCCACUACCAGAGUGAGGUCUUGUUUUCCCAUAGACAGCAGACUGUUCUUGAUGGAUGUGGCUGUGAGGUUACAUGUGAGCAGAACAUAUUUACAUACAGAAACAGGCCUCUUUCCUGCUUCUCGUUCUGAAGGUCUGGUUUCCCUGUCAUGGAUAAUCCUGAGAAUGAGUAAACCUGUCAGCUAGCACAUGUGCGUGUGAGCUUGUAUGUGCCCUCAGCUGGGCUGUAUGCGAUUGGAAACAAUGGACGUCCUCUUUUCUGCACUUAGACCCAAACCCUCAUUAACCUCAUCUAGCUCUCUGCUCCUCCGCAAACAGCUCAACUCACUGUUUCUCUUGCAUCCAGACAAAGGCCUCUCAUCCUUCUGCUAUGUGCAGACUGUGCUGUGAAGCUGCACGUGGCUCUCCAUGUCUCCUAGGCUCACUUUAGUUCUUUAUUCCACUGUCUGAAGAUGCUCUUUGAUGGGGCUGAACAGCAGCGGGAAAGAGAAGUGUCCUAAUCCUCGGGGGCCCUGGGGAAGGCAGUUAAAGCUGCCUUGCUGUUUUGUUACAUUAAAUACAGGUACUGUUCCUCCACCUAAGUCCCUUGGUUUGCAGACUUAUUGUCAUUCUGGCCACUGACAACUUCCCAGUGCCGAUGCUCAUCUCAAAGAUGCCCACAAGCCCUUUAGCUGCUUUGAAAUAUGUGGGGCUGCUGGGACCAGCGUUGCUAUAAAUACCAACUGUUAAAAUGUCCCCUUAAAAGGCUGUGGUAUAAAAAGUGCUUUUCCUUCCUGUUUAGCAGAAGAAUCUGCCCCUAGGGGCUCUUGAGGCUCUCUUCUGAUUACUCCUAACAGGAUAGAACCUUCAGCUACCCAGCGCUUUCCUGUCUAUGCUGGAGAGAAGUACUACAGUUGGUAGCUGCCUGAGACUGGUUGAUUCAGACAGGGUUUAACUGGAGCUACCAGGGUUUCAGAAUGCGUAUCCCUCUUAAUACAAACACUUUGCAAGUUUUCGUAAGGGAGAUGCAGGGACAAAUAAGAGGUCAGAGCACUCACAUCACAAAGUGUGCGCCUGCAGGGACAGCACAGGAGGGCCCAACCUGCUUCCUCCCAAACUCUAGUUAGAAGAAAAUGCAUCUAAGAGGCACUGCUUACAACUUUGUAAGAUUGCUUUUCUAAAGUUUUUGUUGUAAUUUCCUAUAUAUAUAUAUAUAUAUAUAUAUAUAUAUUGCACAUGGUCCCGUGGUGGAUGUGUUCAUACAAUUGAGCACACCCUCCACUCACCCCCUCUUCCCUGGUGUCCGCCUCCCGGCGCCUGUGUUCCUCUGGACAGCUUUGCCUCUGCCUUCAGACUGCAUACUCAGCCACGUUUUCCUGUCUACACAGUCUAGGAGCUACACAGGAGAGAGCGGUAGGAUGCUUGUCUUUCCUACACUAGCUUCGUUUGCCUGCUAGGAUUAUCUCCAAACCCACCCAUAAAAUCAUUCUUGAAAAAACUCA
Molecule: messenger RNA, 3741 nt
Organism: Mesocricetus auratus (golden hamster)
Lineage: Eukaryota; Metazoa; Chordata; Mammalia; Rodentia; Cricetidae
Gene: Slc35b4
Product: solute carrier family 35 member B4
Exons: 10
Coding region: 270-1265 (331 amino acids)
Biological process (GO): transmembrane transport
Cellular component (GO): endoplasmic reticulum membrane; Golgi membrane
Molecular function (GO): UDP-N-acetylglucosamine transmembrane transporter activity; UDP-xylose transmembrane transporter activity
Source: RefSeq, a predicted model, not a curated record